Molecule: messenger RNA, 3159 nt
Organism: Penaeus indicus
Lineage: Eukaryota; Metazoa; Arthropoda; Malacostraca; Decapoda; Penaeidae
Exons: 3
Coding region: 156-587 (143 amino acids)
Biological process (GO): regulation of synaptic transmission, cholinergic; positive regulation of voltage-gated potassium channel activity; sleep
Source: RefSeq, a predicted model, not a curated record
AGGUGGAGGCGUCAGGAAGCCCCUCGCUCGUCGAUCCUAGAACCAUACCCCCCCACGCCCCAUUCGCGCCCUUAGCACAUACCACCUAGGAUCUCUCCCGCCACUUUUUUAUUCUCGCUCUCUCUCUGUCUCUCUCCGUCUCUCACGCCGACGCCAUGAGGACUCUGCUGGGAAUCGCUCUCGUCGCCGUCUUGGUCGCCACAGGAUCGGCCAUCAGAUGCUACACUUGCAACAGCCACUUGGAGCCCGACUGCCUCAACCUGGACACCCCGAAGGCUCAGGACUACCUCACAGACUGCGGCGACGAGGCUGACGGCCACAGGUUCACGCUCUGCAGGAAGAUCGAGAUGGCGAUGGACAUGGACUUCGGAGUUGCCCAUCCGUCUGAGACUCGAGUCCACCGCGCCUGUGGCUGGGAAGAGAACGACGAGGACGGCAAGGAGUGUUAUUACAAGAGCGGCUACAACACCCGCUCCUGGGUCUGUGCUUGCAAGGACGACGGCUGCAACUCGGCCAGUCUCCCGGCCGCCACUUUCGUUGCCGUCCCGUUGGCGGUCCUGACUCUGGCCUAUAGGGGGGUUUAUUAGCCACAGGGACCCUAGUGUUUAAUAAUGUUUUUUUUUUCCUGUGCUCUACCUACUACUCCUCCUGUUCCUGUUCUUUGUUUUUGUUUUUGUUUUUUUUCUCUUUCUCUUUUUCGUUCCUGUCGACUUCGCUGCCGCCUCCUCAGCGACUCGGGUUUUUUUUCUUUUCAUUUCUAUUAUAUAUGGCAUUGCCUUUGGUAUCCAUUGGCAUCCAUCUCUCCCUCCCUCCCUCCCUCUCUCUCUUUCUCUCUUUCGGGUAUUUUGCCCUUCCUUCCUCCCAUUUUCUUUCCCGCCCUCCCUCUCUCUUCUCCUUAUUUUCUUAAACACAAGAAAAAAAAAGAAAACUCACCCUCCCUCCCACCUCCCACCCAACUACCAUCCAUUCCUCGUAGUGAUCUAGUAAUUAAAAAAAAAUAAAAAAAUAAACAAAAGAAGUAUAAAAAAAGACAGAAUAUUUAGCACACACUGAUGAGACUCGUUUUCUGCUUCGUGAGGUAGUGAAUUCCGUUUUCUUUGAUGCGCGUUUUCUUUACUGGUAUUAUUUGUUCACCGGAUUUUUCGUUUUUGAUUUUUUAAACUCCCUCUCCUAUUUUUCCUCUUUUUUAUAUAUAUUUUUUUGCCAGGUAGUUUGUAUCCGGUAAUUAAGAGAUCCCUUUUCCCCUUCAUUUGGGGCUUUGGGGAUCCCUCGUAGUCCUUAUAGACUUUGCUGUAGAAGAGUAAUAAAUGUAGGAACCAGAAGCCUGUUAAUCGUAGCGUAGACUAAAGUAAAAAGAAGAAAAAAAAAUAAUUGUUAAUUGUUGCGACAAAAAAAAAAUAACAACCUUAGAGCAUGUAUGUUAGUUCCUUACUGAUUUCUGUUUGAUCUGUAUAUUUAGAGGUCUUAACUUUCGAAGAGGAAGAAAAGAGCUAAAUGGGAAAACAAAUGACGUGCGAUUUGGUCACGUGACAGUGGAAGGAGGAAAACGCGGCACCGAAAUGUAAAUGUAGAUCGAGUAAAAAGUGAUUUCUCAUUUAACAUUUUCUCUUCCCAAAAACAACAACGGGAAAAUUACUAAUGUGAAAUCACCCUUUACUGUUUUUUUUCUUUUUAUUUUUUUUUGCUUUUUCUUUUGUUUUGUUUUAUAUAUAUAUAUAUAUAUGUAACGAAGACUGACAGACGUUUGAAACCUCGAGCGAUCUCAACGCACCUUUCUGAGCAACGCAAUAACGACCCGUCUAUUUGUAGUCAUAAGAAAUCGUGAGAGAGAGAAAAAAAAUAUGUUUGAGAAAUUGUUGACGGAGAAAAUUGUUGUGAUAUAUUUUUUAACGAUUUAUUUCCAAUACGAAGAGAAAACUAAUUUUAAACAGAUGGAUAAAUUCUAUGAAGAGAUUAUAUAUAAAAAUAUAGAUAUAAAUAUAUAUCUGUAUAUAUCUAUAUAUAUUUAUCUAUAUGCAUAUAUAUAUAUAUAUAUAUAUAUAUAUAUAUAUAUAUAUAUAUAUAUAUAUAUAUAUGUAUAUAGACUAAGAAACCUCGACAACAUCGAUAUAUUAGAGGGAACUUUACCGCCCAAAUAUUCCUUGCCAUUUGAAAUGUCACACCCGUAACGGCCACAAAAUUAAAUUCCUUACUCCGUUUACAACAAAAAUCUUUUUAAUUAGAACAAACAUUGUGGGAAAAAAAGACCAAGCGAAUAGACUCAUUUUAUUUCGUUUUAUAAAGUAAAGAAAGAAAGAAAGAAAAAAAAUGCGUCCGUCACCCACCGCGAUCGUGCGUGGUUAACAAGCCUAUUUUUAUUUUUAACUUCGCGGCGUGAGGAACCAAGACUUGAAGAGCUUAAAUUUCUGAUUUUUUUUAGUUGGUUUAUUACUCAUGAGUCCGAAUGAGUCAGAGGAAUCGAUGAGUCAGAGAUGAGUCACGAGUCCUUUCAUUCACAUAAGUCGAGGACGCAAAGUGAGUACGGACCUAAAAAAUAUUUUUCCCGUAAGCCAUCGAAUUUUAAAGAACACCACAAAGUUGUCGAGUCUCAAAAAAGAGAGAAAAACAAAACAUAAAAACAAUAUGAGUCACUUUUUUUCUUUCUUUUCCAUAUUUUUAAAAUUAUUUAUCUAUUUAUUUAUUUUUUGAAUAAUGACUCUUGACACUCGUUUUCGUUUUCGGGUCAAGUCGCGUGGAUGAAUCUGGGUGACAUUUGACCUCCCUCCCUCCCCCCCCCAACCCCCUUUUUAACCCCUCCCCCCCCAACCACCACCACGGUAAGGCCUAGGGAGAUAUAAGACCUUUUGUGCGGGUUUGUGCUAUUUCAGUUUAGAGUAACUCAAAGAAAGAUGUUUAAAAAAAAAUGAUAAUAAUGUUGGAGUCUACCUUGUAAAAAAAAUAAAAAAAGAGAGAGAAAGAAUAUAUACUAUUUUGUAUUGGAUAAUAUUUUCAUAACUAUUGCGUAAAGAAGAUCAUUGUGAAAGUGUGAAAUAAUAAUAAUAAAAAAAAAAGAUUAUAUAUAUAUUGCCGUUAAAGUUACAUCUAUGAAUGACUGGUUUACCCUCCCUUCCCCCAUUAUAAUUUUCCUGCAUGUAAAUAAAAGCUAUACAGUUAAAUAAC